Molecule: messenger RNA, 3180 nt
Organism: Closterium sp. Naga37s-1
Lineage: Eukaryota; Viridiplantae; Streptophyta; Zygnematophyceae; Desmidiales; Closteriaceae
Source: the annotation of a GenBank genome assembly
AUGGCGGAAUAUGAGUUGGUUACGCCUCCCCCACCUACUCGAUGUCGUGUAGUCAUCGAUCCGUCGCUCUUAACGCGUACGCAGCUUUCCCAGGGGCUCAGCCACAGCCUGAUCGCGCUGCCACGUGGCAUUACCACCGUCAGCCAGCUGGCAGCCCACGUGAUCGACUCGUUCGGUCUGCAGGAUUCGUGCAUAGCGGGAGUGGCUCUACAGGUGGACGGAUUUGUGCUGCCAGCGUGGCAGCCCCUUUCUGUGUUGGGCCACGAUGACGUCAUCAGGGUUUGCCAAAUCGACCACAAAAAGCCACUUACACCACACACCAACUCCACUCCUCAGCACCGUAACCCACCGCUUUCGCAACACCCAGCCUAUGCUUCUCCUCAGUCGCACGCCCUUCCCCGUGUGGGCGACCCUUCCCCAGGUCCCACCUCCCCGUUCCCCGCCCUGGGGUGGGUGGUACCUGGGGAGGGUAAGGAAGGGCGGAGUGAGGGGGAGAUCAGUGGGAAGGGGAAUAAGAGUGGUAAGAAGCGAAAGGAGGGAAGGAGGGAUGAGGAGGGAGGGGGGGUUGCCAGGAGUGGGGAAGAAGGGAAGCUUCCGAGAAACGUGGCAGAAGAUGGUGUUGGGGGAGUUGAUGAGGGGGAGACGGGGGAUGGGGAGGAGGAAGAGGAGGAGGCAGAGGAAGAGGAGGAGGCAGAGGAGGAAGAGGAGGAGGCAGAGGAAGAGGAGGAGGCAGAGGAGGAAGAGGAGGUGGUGGAGGGGGGAGACUCUGGGGGUGAGAAGGAAGAAGGUUCUUCUGAGUCUUCUGAGGAGGAAGAGGAGGAGUGUCCUGACUCGAGUGAGGAGGAGGAGGAGGAGGAGGAGGAGGAGGAGGAGGAGGAGGAGGAGGAGGAGGAGGAGGAGGAGGGAUCAAGUGAGGAGGAAGGGGAGUGUAGUGAGGAGGAAGAAGAGGCCGGGGCGGCAGGAGCACCCCAUGCUGCUGCUUUGAAUGUUAGAAAGGGCCCUUCACGCAACACGAUCCGGAAGAGGGCGAAGAGAAGAUGGCUGGCGAAGCAGCGGCAGGCUGCAAAGGACGCUCUGUACAUGCAGCUGAUGUCAGGAGGCGGCCCGGCUACAGUGACAGGCACGGGGACAGGCAUGGUCAGUGACCAGUGGUGUUGUAUCAAGAUGGUAUUAGCUGACUUCUCUCCCCACGUUCACUCCCUCCCUCCCCCAACCCAUUAUCAAUAUGGAUGGGCACAGUCAAGAACAAGAGGCGGGGGCAGGCGUGGGGGCAGCAAUAGCCCCCUCUCCUUCCCCCGUUCCAACUCCCUCCUCCCCAUGCCUUCUGCCUUCCCCAUGCCCUCUGCCUUCCCCAUGCCCUCUGCCUUCCCCAUGCCCUCUGCCUUCCCCAUUCCCUCUGCCUUCCCCAUGCCCUCUGCCUUCCCCAUGCCCUCUGCCUUCCCAUGCCCUCAUGCCCUCUGCCUUCCCCAUGCCCUCUGCCUUCCCCAUGCCCUCUGCCUUCCCCAUGCCCUCUGCCUUCCCCAUGCCCUCUGCCUUCCCCAUGCCCUCUGCCUUCCCCAUGCCCUCUGCCUUCCCCAUGCCCUCUGCCUUCCCCAUGCCCUCUGCCUUCCCCAUGCCCUCUGCCUUCCCCAUGCCCUCUGCCUUCCCCAUGCCCUCUGCCCUGCCCAUGCCCUCUGCCUUCCCCAUGCCCUCUGCCCUGCCCAUGCCCUCUGCCUUUUCCAUACCCUCCACCAGCCCAUAAUCAACAUGGGCACAGUCAAGAACAAGCGGCAGGGGCAGGCAGGAGGAGGGAGAGAAAGGUGGAGUGAGGGAGCGGAGAGAGGAGAGCAGUAUUGGCAGCAGCAGCAGAUGGAAGGGGCGAGAGAAGGGAUUGUGCAGCAGGAGCAAAAGCAUCACGAGCAGCAUCACGAGCAGCAUCAAGAGCAGCAACAGAGCCAGAAUAAGCUUGAAGCACUGCCAGUAUUGGAGGGCGCACCCCAGCAUGAUGACAUACUUGCUUAUCGCAUCAUCACUCUCUCGCCGCUCUCGUGGACACCCGAGCCUUCUUCGUUGCGGCAAGGUCGAGUGGUGAGUUUCGUCUCCUCCUCGUCUCUCAUCCACCUGGCACCUGUGGGCUCUGAUGCGACAGCUGGCGGUGCCUCAUUGGCUGAGGCUGGUGGUGGUACAGCUGGCAAUCUCCCAUUGGCUGAGGGGGAGGGUUAUGGAGGCGGGUUGGAGGUUGAACCUCCCUACGAUGAGGCCGGUCAUUUGAAGGUUGAACUCCCCUCGCUUCUAGACAUUCGCCUCGUGUCUCGAGCCAACGCUUCCGAUGGUGGUGCUACUGCUGCUGCUCUUGCUGCUGAUGGCACUGCUGCCGCCACUACUUCUGCUGCUGCUGCUCCUGCUCCUCCUGCCCCUGCUGCUCCUGCACCACCACCGCCUCUUCCUACCGCUGCUCCUGCCACUGCCGCUGCACCCUCGCCUGCUGCUGCAUGUGGAGUGGCGCCCCACAAGUGGGAGCAGUGGGCGAGUGUGGCGAGAUUGCUGGAGCAGAAAAGGCGAGCGCUCAUGGGUGGGACAGCAAGUGUUGAUCGUGAAAGCUCUCAGAAUGAUAUGGAGAUUGACAAGCGGUCGCAGCAACAUAUGAAACAGCCAGGCCAGCAGCAGGAGGAGCAGGAGCAGGAGCAGCAGCAGGAGAAGCAGCAGGAGAAGCAACAGGAGCAGCAGCAGGAGCAGCAGCAGGGAGAGCAGCAGCAGCAGCAGGACGGUGUGGGUUCAAUUGGGAUUGCAGCAACUGAGUGUGUAAGCAACGACACUCCUCGCACCCCUGUGCCACCUGUAACCAGGUCUCCUCCGCUUGUAACCAGCCCUGCUCCAGGUGUAACUACCCCUGCUCCAGAUGUAACCAGACCUGCCCUAGAUGUAUCCACCCCUGCUGCAGGUGUUACAGGCACAGCAGCAGCAGCAGAAGAUGCACCCGGCUCUGCCCCUGUAGGAGGGGCCAAAGGUGGAGGCAGGGCAGCUCUUGAGGCGCCUCAAAGGUCAGAUGCACCUAGCUCUGCCCCUGUAGGAGGGGCCAAAGGUGGAGGCAGGGCAACGGGUGUGAGUGGUAGCGGAGGCAAGACCAUCAGGUACAGAGGGAGGAAGGCAGCUGGGCUGGCGGCAACUCUCGCUCUGAUGAGGCAGGGAGGGGGGACGUGA